Molecule: messenger RNA, 417 nt
Organism: Gloeophyllum trabeum ATCC 11539
Lineage: Eukaryota; Fungi; Basidiomycota; Agaricomycetes; Gloeophyllales; Gloeophyllaceae
Exons: 2
Coding region: 1-417 (138 amino acids)
Source: RefSeq, a predicted model, not a curated record
AUGGCUCACAGCACGACCGCCACGGCGUCGCACACGUUGCUCAAAUACUCUCGCUCAUAUCCAAGUCAACGACCCAGUACUGGACCGAGUGGAAUAGAGGCGGAAUGGCAGCACUUCGCAAAUCCAGUCAUCCGUUUAGUGUUGGACACCAGAAAGUCGGCUAGGGGCGAGCUCGAGUCUGUCAGGCUGCGCAUCUUGUGGUCAAUGGACACCGGGCUGGACUCCAUGGAUGCUGGCCAGGGUGAAGUUACUUUCGAGGACCUGGACCUCUUGACCUUCUCGUCUCUCCAAGGGAGUAUACUCUCCCAGACAAGCCAGUCUCAAAGUCUCCCUCUGAAAGCCGUGUAUCGGGAAACCAUGGUCGGAAUUCGCUAUCUCCACCCGCGGGUAGUCACUGCGGGCACAACUCCUGUUUGA